GUCUCGACUGUGCUCUUCACGGACAGCAAAUGGACAGUUUUCUUGUCACAACAAUAUUUUUCGCGCUUCAUUUUACAGAUGUACUCUACCUUUAUUGCUACUUUAAUCCAGGGAGAGGCUGUUACGUUUACAAAUGGGUUGAGCUUUUCUAGUUUUCACAGAAGAGAGUUGUUUGUCACAAACAGGACGGCACAGAUGCGUAGGUCUAUGCCUGACCGCAAACAUGCACGAUGCGCCCUGCGCUUCCGUCUAUUUGCCCUGAAUUAAAUUCAUUUUGAGAGUGGAUUUGUGUGCACAUCUUGUUUACCCUUACUUGUGUUUAUUACAUUCUACUGAAAUCUUGAUCAUCUUGGUGUCAUGAUGGUACAGAAGAGAGGAGGAGAACGUGAAAGGCAUUAUGCAUGUGUGUGUAGGCAAAAGUGUUCUUCCACCUGAUGAUGAGGGGCCAAUUUUCACGAGCGGCGUGCUCACUACAGCAUUACAUCACUCAGCAUCCCCCAGUCCCGAGGUGUCCAAUCGAGCACUAGGUGGCAUCCUAGAUGAGUAAGGAUCCGCGUCUCUGUUUGUGCUCCGUUCAGUCGAGACAUCCAGUCAGCGGCGUCGGGUGUCUCAGGGAACAGUCCCGCGCUCGCUCCCUGUGCGGGGACGCUUGCAAACACAAUGCGCAGGUGACAAGAACCCGCUUCCAGGAGUUCGUCUCUGACUUGUGCCGGCUCGAGGACUAGAACAGCGCUGCCUUUACCGUCCGGAGCGCCGCGGGAGGAUGCACUGCCUCUCUGGCGUCACCAUCACCCCACAACUCCAUGGCUACCACAUUAGGGGUACUCUGGAGAAACAGGUGUCGGGGAAGUGACGUCACGAGCCUCGGAAACCGGAGGUGUGCGCUUUGGAGAGCAAGAUGGCAGCGAAAUCCGACGGUCGGGGGGUCGUCACCGGUUUCGCCCAGCUGCACAACCUGGACGAGACGGUGGGGAGCUGCGAGGACGACCCGCGGCAGGGCAGCUCCUUCCACAUCUGCCACUGCUGCAACACCUCGUCGUGCUACUGGGGCUGCCGGAGCGCCUGUCUGCGUUACCUCCUGGGCAAGGGGAGAGACGUCAGGCGGCCACCUCACGAGGAGCGCCUGUGGUUGGACUGCCUGUGGAUCGUCCUCGCGCUCCUCGUCUUCUUCUGGGACGUGGGCACUGACUUAUGGCUCGCGCUCGACUACUAUGUCAAGCAGGACUACCUCUGGUUCGGACUCACACUGUUCUUCGUGCUGGUGCCGUCGGUGCUGGUCCAGAUCUUGAGCUUCAGGUGGUUCGUGCAGGAUUACACGGGGGGCGGUCUGGCCUCCGUGGAGGGUCUCAGUCGAAGCCGGAGAGCCACGGCGGGCACGAGCGCAGGGGUGUACGGCAGGGCCAGAUGCUGCCGCGCAUCAGUGUGGGUCUGGCAGACGCUCAUACACAUCCUCCAGAUGGGACAAGUGUGGAGGAGCCCCCAAGUCCCCCCACCCCCUCUACCCAACUCCAGAAAGGUCUCCAUCCAGGUGUCCAGCAGAGAUACCUCUCAGAAAGUGUUUGAGGGUGAUUUUCAGGGAUGA
Molecule: messenger RNA, 1582 nt
Organism: Carassius auratus (goldfish)
Lineage: Eukaryota; Metazoa; Chordata; Actinopteri; Cypriniformes; Cyprinidae
Product: XK-related protein 6-like
Exons: 2
Coding region: 899-1582 (227 amino acids)
Biological process (GO): phosphatidylserine exposure on apoptotic cell surface; apoptotic process involved in development; engulfment of apoptotic cell
Cellular component (GO): plasma membrane
Source: RefSeq, a predicted model, not a curated record